Messenger RNA from Arachis ipaensis, 2174 nucleotides. The record is from RefSeq and is a predicted model, not a curated record. NCBI's taxonomy places the organism in Eukaryota, Viridiplantae, Streptophyta, Magnoliopsida, Fabales, Fabaceae.
AUUUAAACACCCCUCUCUGUCUCUCUGUUAAACUCAAAACCGCCACUCCCUUCGCGCCAUCUCCCUCUUCUUUCAAUCUUCGGUGACUGAAAUCUGCGUUCCAGGACACAAUAAUGGAUGAAAAAAUGGACCAUAUAUCCGGCUUACCAGAAACCUUACUUCAUGACAUUCUCUCAAGACUGCCAAAGAAAGAUGCUAUCAAGACUAGUGUUUUGUCUAAGACAUGGAGAGAAACAUUGUAUACCUUUCCCAUUUUGUCUAUUUGUGACCGAGGAUCUAUUAGGAAGUUUUCCAAGCGGAAGGAAGAUCAACCAAUUAAGGCAUUCCUUGAUCAUGGCAAGCAAAGAUUGGUGAGGUUCAGUGACCAAGGCUUAGCAAUCAAAGAAUUCAAGCUCAAGCUUAGUUUAACCUGCUAUGACCUUCAGCUUAUAUACCCUGAUGUUGAUCAGUGGCUUAAGUUAGCUAGUGAAUGUGAUGUCCAGACCCUAAAGCUUUGCCUGCCUACUUUAAAAGAGGAUGAUCCGUGCCUAUGUUAUAUCUUGCAUCCAGGUGUCAUUGAAGCAAGAUCACUUAAUAAGUUAGUGCUUAAGGGGAGAAUCAGAUUUGACAAAGAAUUCCUGAAUCCUUCAGUCAAGUUUUCCUCACUCUGUGUAUUAUCCUUGAGCUAUGUCCUUUUUGAUGACGAAGGUGCUAUCGAGCAUGUUAUUUCUCAUUGUCCUUUAAUUGAGCAGAUAACCUUGAAGUGGUGUUACGUAUACAAUCCUUCAAGAACAAAAUUUUCCUUUAUGAAAUCCUUAGGCAUACAUGGUCUGCAAAAGCUCAAGGGAGUUGAUAUUCAAGGCGUAGAAGAAGUUUAUAUUGAUGCUCCAAAUAUUGAGAAAAUAUAUUAUGGUGCUGUCAGUGAUGAGCCCUCUAAGAUAAGUUUUGAUAGUUGCAGAAAUUUGAGAGCUUUGACCUUGAUGAAUAUGAAGAUUGAAUUUAUUAUUACAAACGAGUGGUUUCUUCAUCUGUUUUCUAAAUUUCCUUUCCUUGAGAGUUUGGAAUUGAUUGAAUGUUUCAUGUUUGAUAUCAUUAAUAUUUCAAGUGGUCAACUCAAGGCUUUGGUGUUGUCUAAUUGUUCUACCAUGGUGAAGCUAGAAAUUGACACUCCAAAUCUGUCAUCAUUUCGGUACUAUUUUGCUGGUGACGACUUACCUUCCAUAUCUUUUCGACAAUGUUCUAGUCAACUGCAAGUAAAUGUUCAUCUCCACAUGUUUCCUCCAUUUCUUUACCAGUUGGGGAAAUUUGUCAAACAAUUUAAACCACAAAAAUUCUUGACAUGGCUCUCGCUCUCUAUACGUCCUGAUGAUGAUCAUUAUCAUGAUUGGGAAGAGGAAGAUGACCCAUAUUCAUUCCCAGCUACAUUCCCUGUGCCAAUCAUCAAACACUUGGUCAUACGGUCUGUUCGGGGAAUUCAAUCUAAUAAGUAUGGGCUUCUUGUGAAUCGCUUGUUCCAUAGUUGGUACCCAGAAACAAUUUCAUUGAGCUUGAACCCUUCUCAUUGCAGUAAAGCAUUCAUCGAGUCUUUAUACUUGAUGCCAAUGAAAACGAAAAAACGGUCUUUAUACUUGAUGCCAAUGGAAAUGAAGGAAAAGGGUAAGUCUUGCUCCUACUGUCAUCACAAGUCUAAGUGUUGGUUGCAUGGCUUCAAGGAUGUCAAGGUCACAAGCUCAGUCAAAAAUGAUGUGAAUGUUGUUGAUUUUGCUCAUCUCAAAUCUAUUUUAGAUAGAUUGUCAAGUUCAGAUAAUAGAAAUAUUAGUUUUAGAUUAAAAUAGUAAUUUUCCUCUUGUUAGUUAAAACAGGAAUAGAAAAUAAUAUUUUGUCCUGAUUUUCACUUCUAACUUGAACAAGAAGAAUGUGCUAGUUUUUUUUAAAUAAUUUUUAUUUAUUUUUUGUUUAGCUCUUAUUCAAACAUAUAAAAGGAAAAGUAUCGAUCUUCUAAGCAUGAAAGGAUAAUCACUAUCAAAUUCUUUAGUACAAUUCAUAAAACUAAGCUCUCAGAAGGAUUAAACAAUGUGUAAUAAUGAUAUGAAUUUUGGGGAGUGUAGCUAUUUAGUAAUAAACAUGGGAGAUAAAUAAUAGAAUACAGAUAAUAACCUCUUGUGUUCAUAUACUUUUUUUGUGGCAUAUUGUCU